Molecule: messenger RNA, 968 nt
Organism: Paramecium sonneborni
Lineage: Eukaryota; Ciliophora; Oligohymenophorea; Peniculida; Parameciidae
Source: the annotation of a GenBank genome assembly
AUGAGAAAUUAAAUUUGUUAUUGUGAAAAUUAUACAUCUUUGUUAAUAAAAUAUAUGUCUAUAAAAAAGUAAAAAAUGGGUUUUAAUUAGACACUUGAUAUAAUUAGCAUAAUGUGUUAUUGAGGAAGAAGAGGAACCAGACUAUAGUAGUGAUGCUCCAUCAGUUAUCAAAUUAAUUUAAAUUGAAGUCUCUCCAAAUAAAUAAUAACUAGCAGAAUUAGAACAACUUAAAUAUUUUAUGGAGGACAAAUAAUACUUUUCUGCAUAUUAAAUGAAGUAAUAACUUUUACUUAACUAUUCAAAUGAUAAUGAAUAUAUAGAUUACACAAAAGAAUUUUUUGAGUUGAUUGAUGAUGAUAUAGAAGAAAUAAAAGAACUUACUAGAUGGUUUGAUUUAUAAGGUAUUUAUGAUAUUAAUUUUAUCCAGAUGGUUGGUCCAUUUAAUAAUAGGAUAAUAGAAUGUAAAUUAGAUAUUAAUAAUUACCUAAUUCACCAAGAGUAGUAGCUAGAAUUGACACAGAAAUCAAAAUUCCUUUAGACAUAUUUAUUAGUCUAAUAUAUGAGACAGAAUUAUAUCCAUAAUGGUUUCCAUUUUGCAGAGAUUCUAAGACUAUUUUAUAACCAGAUAAAGCAACAAAGAUUCUACAUAUACAUUCAUCACCACCUGUUAUAUCUGAUCGAGAACUAUGUGUAAAAGGAUGGGGAGUAAACAAUCUAGAAUAUGAUGGAAGUGUUCUUAUUUUAAGUCAUUCAAUUGACUAGAGAACUAAAUUAUUAAAAAGAUAUGGGUAAACAUUUAAAAUUUAUUUUCUUUUGAGUUUCUUUUCCACAAGAACCUAAACAUGUUAGAGCUGAUUUAAAUGUAUUUUGUACUAAAGUUAAACCUAUUUCAUUUGAUCAUCAUAUUGUUACUUUGGUUAUUUGUAUUGAUUUAAAAUUAAAAUAUAUACCAGAUUUCCUACCUAAUU